CCCCCCCCCCCCCAUUCUAAGAAUAUCAUCGUUUCACUCCUCUGGUCAACGACCCAUUCCCUUUAAAACACCCGGCAUACCCUCCCGACACUUGGUUCCUUUUUUCCUCUUUUCUUCUUUUUCAAGAUGUCAUCCGCCGCCCAAGAAGAAUUCAAUCAACUCCUUCAGAACAAUCGAGACCGGUUCUCGACUCACCCUGAAGACCGAGACAAUCACUCCGAUCGAGACGAUUCCGAUCACUCCUCCGACGAUAACGAUCACGAAGACCACAACCGCCCUCACUUCUCCGACGCAGACGACGACGACGACGACGACGACGACCUCCACAGAUCCUCUGCCAUGCACUCCCGGAACACCAGUACCUACAAGAUCCCCAAUGCCACCUUCGAUGCCAACACAGGCCCCAAGGGUGUCAUCGCCGACGCCCAGGCCUUCGAGCGUGCCCGCAAAUCCUCCUUCCGCCGCACCCUGCUGAGCGUCGCCGGCAUUGACCGACCCCACUACUCGAUGAAGUCCACCACGGACGACGCCACGCUGCUGCACAACUCCUCCCCGCCUGACGGGUCCUCGGGCAGCGACGACGAGGAGCGGUUUCUGCGCCAGUGGCGCACCUCGCGCAUGCAGGAGAUGCAGGCCCGUACGCUCCGCAAGCCCAGUCCUCGCCGCCGGUUGUAUGGGUCCGUCGACCACGUGGAUGCCGUUGGGUAUCUGGAUGCCAUUGAGAAGGUCACUUCGGGGACGGUGGUGGUCGUCUGUCUGUAUGAUCCGGAGUCCACUCCCAGUGCCCUCGUCGAAGACUGCCUGAACACCAUCGCUCGCCGCCAACCCACCGUUCACUUCAUCAAGCUGCACCACGAAAUCGCGGAGAUGGAUAAUAUCGAGGCCCCGGCGUUGCUGGCGUACCGCGACGGGGAUGUCUUCGCCACGAUCGUCGAGAUCAUGCGCCAGAUUCCCAAGGGGCGGAGUCUGAGUGCCGACAGUCUGGAGGACUUGUUGAAGAUGCACCGCAUCCUUUAAAGCAACACCACUAAUCCCAAUUUGACGAUCAAUCCCGAUCCACGUUCACGCUACGCUGCACAUGUCCUCUCCCAUUCAAUCUCCAUCUCAAUUUAAACUCGACACACCCACCUCCGUUCACCACACCACACCACACCACACCACCAUCAUUAAUCCAAGCAUUGCAAUGCACCACAGCGGGCGUUUUACUCCUUUUUCUUUUCAUGUUACAAAUUCAAAAUCCGGGCUCGCAUAUAGAAUUCGUCAUGGUGUCGUCAGGGUUACUUUACUGUUUGUCUUGAUUUGAUUUUAUCCUGAGCUUGAAGAUAUCCUCCAUGGUUUUUUUCUCGUCACGAUAUGAGUUUCCUUUCUUUUGGGAUGUCUGCGUCAUCAUCUUUGGUUUGGUAGUUGUGUCCUUCGCUUAGUCGAAUCUCAGGGCUAUGGCUCUGGCUCUGGCUCUGGCUAUGUAUUAUUAUCCACUUUAUUCUAAUCACCGAUCAUCAUCGUCAUC
Molecule: messenger RNA, 1507 nt
Organism: Aspergillus aculeatinus CBS 121060
Lineage: Eukaryota; Fungi; Ascomycota; Eurotiomycetes; Eurotiales; Aspergillaceae
Product: phosducin family protein
Exons: 3
Coding region: 127-1017 (296 amino acids)
Biological process (GO): regulation of G protein-coupled receptor signaling pathway
Source: RefSeq, a predicted model, not a curated record